Molecule: messenger RNA, 784 nt
Organism: Thermothielavioides terrestris NRRL 8126
Lineage: Eukaryota; Fungi; Ascomycota; Sordariomycetes; Sordariales; Chaetomiaceae
Exons: 2
Coding region: 78-749 (223 amino acids)
Cellular component (GO): mitochondrial large ribosomal subunit
Molecular function (GO): structural constituent of ribosome
Source: RefSeq, a predicted model, not a curated record
CAAGCCGCAAUGCCGCAUCACCUGCAACUUCCAGCCAGCGAAGCAAACCUAAUCACUCGCCUGCACCUACACACACCAUGAUCUGCCGAACUUGUCUCCGACGAGCCGCAGGGCUUAGUGCCCGGCAAAUACCGGCCGCCCGAGCUUUCAGCACAACCCUCGGGGCGCGCAACGCGGCCCCGUCGCCAGUCGCGGCCGCGCCCGCACCCACAGCAGCCGCAGCAGCCGCAGCAGCAGCAGCAGCAGCAGCAACGGCCAGCGCCGAGUCGACACCCGACCUCAAGCCGCUGACGCCGCCGCCGGCCGACGCGAAGGCCGCGCCACGCUCGUCCUGCCCCGCGGGCACGGUGCUCAACGGCCUGAACUACUUCAAGGGCAAAUCCGACCCGGUUGCGCUGGAGGACGACGCCUACCCGGACUGGCUGUGGAACUGCCUCGAGGUGCAGAAGAAGGCGACCGACACGUCCGACACGGACGUUGGCGACGAGUUCUCCAAGUCCAAGAAGCAGCGACGGCUUGCGCUCAAGCGGCAGCGGCAGCAGGAGGCCAAGCUGCUGGCGUCGGGCGACCUGGAGGCGCUGGCGCCCAAGAUCCCGCUGCAGAAGCAGACGGUCAACCUGCCGGCGGCGGAGCCGGGCAACCUGCGGCAGGCCAUCGAGGCGGUCGAGAAGCGCGAGGAGCUGCGCCAGGCCAUGCGCAAGGAGCGCCGCGCCAAGAUCAAGGAGAGCAAUUACCUCAAGGCCAUGUAAGGCCUCCCGUGGUUUUGGGGGGGGAAGGGGCGCUC